ACAUGGACAGCACUUCAUGCAGGGUACUGUUGCUUCUUAUUUUUGUGCUGCCUGCAAUUACGGCAGUUGGCACCCAAGUCGUCAGCUAUGAUAACACUCGUAUGCUGGAGCUGAUUAAACAAACGGAAGCAGUCGAAGAUCAGCUCUCUCUUGCCGCAGCGACUUGGGGCAAACUACGCUCCGACUAUCCACGCGAUGUUCCCAAAAUCGAGAACUUUGCCACAACCUUGGCCCAUGUGGUCUGCCAGAGCAGCAAGAAUAUCACAAUGCAGCAGCUCUUGCAGGGCUACCUCCUGCGGGAAAACAUACGCCUGCAUCUGGCCACAUUGAAUACGACAGCGCUCUUCAAGGAAGCCCUGCAGGCCUCCGAUCACGAGCAGGGCAAGUGGCAGACGCAGAUCGCUAAGGAGUCCGAGAAGCUGCACUGCCUCUUCAAGCCCAAGCAGCUCCGUGAAUUGGUCAACACGUUGGUGCGUCGCUUAUACCAGCUGGAGCGUGGACGGCAAUUCGCCGCCUAUCUCUAUCAGCUGUACAUGCCCGGAAAUCGGGACUCCUACGAACUGAUGGUACAUGCCGAGCUGCUUCUGUUCGAGCGUUACGAGAGCGCGGGCCUCAGGCCAGCCACGUAUCGUGAGUAUAUGGCGCAGUUGUGGGAGGUUAUAAAACGGGAAGCGUUCUACGCCAGCCUGCCCCAGAAGUUGAAGGAUCGUCUCAUCGAUGUAGCAAUUUCAACUCUGAACGAUUGAGAAGCAACUCUGAUCAGCUAAAUAACUGUUCCCACUUAACGCUUACUUCCUUGCCAGGCUGAUAUUUAUGAUCUCUGCUUCCGUGGACGGAAACACAAAACUCGUGAACUGACUGCCAUAACUUAAUAGCUGAUUGAUCCAGAGAGCAAUUGUUGGCCAUUAGUCGAGCACCAAAUUGUUUAUUUAGCUUUGCCGCUAAUUUGUUUUCAAUUUGUUUGGCAUAAACAAUUCAUAAAGCAACGAACCGCCAAA
Molecule: messenger RNA, 998 nt
Organism: Scaptodrosophila lebanonensis
Lineage: Eukaryota; Metazoa; Arthropoda; Insecta; Diptera; Drosophilidae
Exons: 2
Coding region: 3-746 (247 amino acids)
Molecular function (GO): protein binding
Source: RefSeq, a predicted model, not a curated record